Messenger RNA from Lactuca saligna, 1486 nucleotides. NCBI's taxonomy places the organism in Eukaryota, Viridiplantae, Streptophyta, Magnoliopsida, Asterales, Asteraceae. The record is from the annotation of a GenBank genome assembly.
AUGAGAUCCACCCCUGAGAGCAAAAAUCGUUCUGCGGCUUCUUCCUCAUACUCUUCUGUACUCAAGAUCAACAUCAUCCACCACGUUUUUCUCAUCAUUCAGUCAGGUGUUCAUGGCAUAAAUGCACUUCACAAAUACAAAUACAGUGGAAUUGAUCACUCUUAUCUUGCAAAAUAUGUCCUACAACCAUUUUGGAGUCGAUUUGUUACUUUCUUCCCUCUUUGGAUGCCGCCCAAUAUGAUAACACUAACAGGCUUCAUGUUCUUGCUCAUCUCCGCAUCACUUGGCUAUAUAUACUCACCUCAAUUAGAUUCUCCACCACCAAGAUGGGUUCACUUUGCUCAUGGAUUACUCCUCUUCUUGUACCAGACUUUUGAUGCUGUUGAUGGAAAGCAAGCUAGAAGGACAAACUCAUCUAGUCCAUUGGGAGAGCUUUUUGAUCAUGGAUGUGAUGCACUUGCAUGUGCAUUGGAAGCAUUGGCUUUUGGAAGCACUGCUAUGUGUGGAAGAUACACAUUCUGGUUUUGGGUGAUUUCAGCUGUUCCUUUUUAUGGAGCAACAUGGGAACAUUACUUUACAAACACAUUAAUCCUUCCAGCAGUAAAUGGACCUACAGAGGGUCUCAUGCUGAUCUACGUGGCACAUUUCUUCACUGCUAUAGUUGGUGCUGAAUGGUGGGCACAAGAUGUUGGGAAGUCUAUUCCCCUUUUGGGUUGGGUUCCUUUUAUAGAUGGAAUCCCUACAUAUGGAGCAGUUUUGUUUUGUAUGAUAGUAUUUGCAGUUAUACCAACACUCACAUUCAAUGUGCAGAAUGUUUACAAGGUUGUACACAUGAGACAUGGAAGCAUGCUAAAGGCCUUGGCUAUGCUUGUCCCAUUUGGUGUACUCUUGGCAGUAGUUCUUCUGUGGGAUUUUAUGUCUCCAUAUGAUUUGAUUGGGAGUUACCCACAUAUGGUUGUUAUGGGAGUUGGAUUAGCAUUUGGGUUCCUUGUGGGAAGGAUGAUAUUGGCUCACUUGUGUGAUGAGCCUAAGGGAUUAAAAACUAGUAUGUCCAUGUCCUUGUUCUAUCUCCCGCUUGCUAUUGCAAAUGCACUCACUGCCUUGUUGAAUGAGGGAAUUCCCCUAAUUGAUGAGAAAUGGGUUCUGCUAGGUUUCUGUCUAUACACAGGUGCACUGUAUCUACACUUUGCUACAUCAGUUAUUCACGAAAUCACAACAGCACUUGGAAUCUAUUGUUUCAGGAUCACAAGAAAAGAGGCUUGAGAAAUUUGAUUGCAGAAAAUUCAUGUGUAUCCUUACUGUGUUUUUGGUGCGACUUUUGCUACACACUUGAUGUUUUUUUUUUGGUAGGAAAAAUUUACAGUUUAAUCGUUUAGUCUGCUUUUGCAUUUUUUUUUUUUACUAUAAGCUGUAAGGUUACUUUUUAUGAUGUGGUGCUUUUGGGAAUGGAAUCACACUUUCCCCCAAUCUCCAAAAUGAUUGUGCA